This is a messenger RNA of Saccharomycopsis crataegensis, 5109 nucleotides long. It is a transcript of the gene RTC1, whose product is annotated as Rtc1p. NCBI's taxonomy places the organism in Eukaryota, Fungi, Ascomycota, Saccharomycetes, Ascoideales, Saccharomycopsidaceae. Gene Ontology annotation, molecular function: protein binding. The transcript has a single exon. Bases 1 to 5109 code for a protein of 1702 amino acids. Gene Ontology annotation, cellular component: GATOR2 complex; cytosol; vacuolar membrane. Gene Ontology annotation, biological process: positive regulation of macroautophagy; positive regulation of TORC1 signaling. The record is from RefSeq and is a predicted model, not a curated record.
AUGGAGAAACUCCAGACGCAAUUCGUGCAGUAUGAAACAGCAAAAGAACUACAAGCAAUCUCAGCUUCUAAUGAUGACCCCAACAAGCUUGUUGUGGCAGGUAAAAACUUCCUCCAAGUAUUGCGCAUAGAAGAUAACGCCAUCGAUGGUUCAAGAAGAGUGGUUCCCUCAGUUGAUUUGCUCAGUGGUACCAAUUUGGCCAACGAUGUCAAGAAUUUAGGGUCGAUCACCGACAUCAGAUUCGGAUUCAGAGAACUCUCGAAUGUUGUCGCAUCGGUAUCAACAUCGGGAAAAAUUUACUUAUUUGACAUCAAUAAAAAAUCACCACAUUCACACCCAAUGAAAAUUUCAGCCCAUAAGCGAGCAGUGAAUUCUAUUGCGUUCGCCCCUCAUGGUGGAAAUAUUCUAUUGUCAGGAUCACAGGAUGGGGUAAUUAAAGUAUGGGAUUUACGAUCCAAAAACUCCAACUUAACGUUUGGUAAUGAACGGAAGCCAUUGGGUGAGUUUGUCAAGACAUUUGAUGGGAUUCGUUGCAACGAGUUUUCUCCCCACGACUCCAAAGUCUUUUGUUCUGCUUCUGACUGCGGUGAUGUCACUAAAUGGGACUUGAGAGUACCGCAUAAAUGGGUCAAUAAUAUCAAAAAUGCCCACAUUAAUGGGGCUUUGUCUUUAGAAUGGAACUUGAAAUUCAACUAUAUUGUCACGGGGGGUAAAGACAAUAAGAUCCAAGUUUGGGAUAUGUCAAAGGAUAAUACUAAAAAGCCUGAUUAUAUAAUAUCCAUGAAUGACACAGUGACAAAAGUCGCCUGGUCUCCUUCCAAUAAUAAUGCUAACAACAUACAAGAUUGUCAAAUUUCUUCCUGUUAUUUAACAAAUAAUGCUUCAGUUGAUGUAUGGGACUUGAAUAGAAGUCAUAUUCCUGCAUAUUCACUAAUGCAUCAUUCGAAGGCGGUCACUGGUUUACAUUGGCAUACAAAUAAUACACUAUGGACCGUAUCUAAAGAUAAGUCUUUCAUUGAACAUAAUCUCGAUAACGAAAUUCCAUUCGCAAACUUAUUAAGAAAAUCAGUGGUAAAGUUCAAUCCAUCUCGGUAUUCCGAAUUCGUGACCGUAUUUCAAGAUGAAGAUUCGUAUGUUAAGACUUCGAAUUUGACUGGAAGCCUUCACCAUGAAAAGAGAUCAUCCUAUUCUUUCGAAAACAAUCAGAAUCUAGGAAGAUCUGCGACACUUGAGGAUGUUGGAGAAGGAACCAAAAAUGACGACUAUUUCUCCAACACAUUAGCCCCAGCAAAGACUGAUAAAGUUCUGUCAAAACCUAUAAAUAUUUCAUCUUCAGAAAGCAAUAGUUCAAUGAUUGAAAAUUCAAGGCUUUCACCAACCAUUUACAAUAAUGUGAGUGUCGAAAGUAAUAAUAAUAAUAAUACGAGACCAAGAAUAGGAUAUGUUAAAAAUAUGUCUUAUUCUCCGAAUAAUCAUGCCAGUGGCUCAAAAGCGAUUCCUGUACCGAUUAAGGAGUCGGAAACUAGAGAGGCUAUUGCGUCUUCUUCGAUUGAAAAAAUGUCACCAACUUUCUUUGCCAAUACCCUUAAUGUUAAGACGUCACCAUCCAAAUCCACCAGCCAGGAUUCGGGGUUUCCUAAACAGCCCAAUCAAAGUGAAGUUUUCAAACGAAGUAAUUCCAAUGGGGCUGAUGAUACUAUUGAUGUAUCCGAUUCCAAGCCAAAACUUUUAAGAUCACGUACCACUGCUUCGAUGGCCAAAAAUUUACACCGCCAUAAUAGUUCUGACAAUCCAUUGGUUUCGAGCAUGAUUCAGCGCUCAGGUACGGAAUUUUUUAAUCAUGAUGUUAAUAAUAGAUCGCCAAUAUUUAAUGGUAAAGCAUCAUCGGGAAUAAACUUAACUAUGACACCAAUCAAUAGAGCUAUAUCAAAUCAAUCUUUAAAUUUUUAUAUUGGUGGAAACAAUUCGCCGAGUUUGUCGAACAGAAAAAAUUCUUCUAGUUAUACUGGAAAUAAUAGCAUAUUCCAUCAAGUUCAAUCUUAUUCCACGUUAGCCAGUAAUCAAAGGCUUUUACUGGUAGCAAGUACUCCUAACAAUGGCAUUAAUAACAAUAGCAGUAAUAACGUCACGAAUUUAAGAUCAAAUGAACCGAUUGAUUACAAUGAGAAACAAGUCCCAUUGAUAUACAUGUCAAGUUUGGGAACUGUAUUCGACAAAGAGUAUAGUGAGGAUGGUGCACUUUCUACUGAAUUGUACAAAUUAUACGUGAUGCAAUUCUAUGAAUUUUUGAGCAAGUUUCAUGCAAGAGAUGUUGAUUACAAUGACUUGCUUUUCCAAGAUUACCAACCAACCUAUCCAUCUUCUAAUCCUAGAAAAAGAGCCUCAAAAAAUAGAUAUUCGACAAGCAAUCGAAAUCCUCGGACAAAUUUGAAUAAUGAUGGUGUGAGGACGGCUAACAGCAAAGUACAUGGACAUGAUAAAUCUGCUAAAGCAAACAAAUCAUCAGAUAGUCAUAGUCGUGAAUCUUCAAAAAAUGAACUUAUUGCCAAUUUGAAAUCGAUUUCCAAAGAAUAUUAUUCCAAGAUGAAUCUAGGGACUUUUUUCUCAUUUAUUACUGAGUCAGUGAAAGUUGCCCUCGAGAAAGGCAACACUACUGAUCUUCUACGGAUCAUUGUGGUGGUUUUUAGGGGCAAGAAGCCCGGAUUUGAUAUUGUUGAUUUGAUUGUUCAAUUGAAAUUUGCUGUAUCAUUAUCUGCUACAUUUAAGGUCAUAAAUUAUUAUAAAAUCUUUAAGAUUCUUCUACAUGGUUUGAUCAUUGAUAUAGAAGGAUUCCUUGCUGAUAUUGAUUACUACGCCUACUUGUUUGCCAUUUCCAAAAAAAGCACAUACAAGAUAAAUAAGUUGACUCUCCAACAUUACAGUUUUAACAUGCCAAAUAUUGGAAGUGCGGGCAAAAAGGGGCCAUAUCGUAUUCAAAAUUCUGGGAUCAACACUACUGGUAUAAGUAGAAGAAAUUCUUCAUCACUUGGUGUCAUUGGUAAACCCGUUUUUGCAGUUGAUAAAAAUAGCCGAAAGAAAAAUCAAAAUGAGUUUAAGCUGCUGAGCGUUUCUGAGACUUGGGACUCAUAUGAUUAUAGAGGUAGGAGUGCUAAUAGCAGAGAUUCUUUCGAGUUUCAAUAUCGAAAAGAUAUAGACGAUGAUCCGGGAUAUGAAGAGAAGGAAGAUGAUGACGAUGACGACGACGACGAUGACGACGAUGACGAUGACGACGAUGAUGAUGAUGAUGAUGAUGAUGAUGAUGAUGAUGAUGAUUAUGAAGCAGAAUAUGAGAAUCGAAACCGAGGAUUUGAAAUAAAUGAUGACUGGUUUGAAGAUUUGGAUAAUCUCAACUUGACUGAAGAUGAAUAUUUUUUGGGGCACGACAGCUCGUAUGGAGGCUCAUCCUCAGCAUUAUCUAUGAGCUCUGCUAAUAAUUCUUCUACUAAUGUCAACGAAAGUGUCAGAAGUUCACGCCACAGUAGUUCUGAUUUGUACAGUGGUGAUGAGGGACUGAAAGAUACUUACAACGAUAGGUCUAACAGUGGAAUUUAUAAUGAGAAUGCUAUUACUAGUGAUGAUACUGAUAUUGAUGAUACACGUGAAGAGCCAGAACUGUUGCACAGUGUACUGACCUCUGGCGGAGACAUUACCAAAGCAGUGAGCAAGCUUCAAAAAAAGUCAUUGAAUAUGAAGUCGAAAAUCUUGGAGAAUAAAGAUUUCGGGUAUUAUCGAGAUGAUGUUUCAGACGAUGGGUUUGUUGAUAGCGAUGAUGAAUUGAAGAAAUUAAAGGAUGAAGAAAAGUCCACAAUGCUAACUACUGGGGCAGAUGAUGAUGAGAGAAAUAUAAAUGAUUCGGAGGACAGUGUUGAUGAAUCAGACAUGAAUCAACUACCGCGCAAGACUAGACUUUCAACUACCGAGUCUGAUGAACCGGUUAAGAAAGCAAAUAGGAAUUCUAAGUCAGGUGAAAGGUUAUCUGUGUCUAAACCAUCCAGUAAAAUUCUGAAAAUUGAUGAAGGUGUCACAGCGGCAAGUAUUAAGCCUUCAUCUCCCGAUGGAGCUUCCCAAUUGCCAUUAUACAUUGGUCAGCCAACCUUCAAAAGUGCUGGCUACCGAGGUAAUUCUUUUUCGGACCGUCGUGGAAGUAUGAAGGAACAAGCGCAAAUGACGAAAUCUUUUUCAUUCACUUCGGGUCCUAUUUCAAGAGACUUUGGAACCGCAUUUAGCAAUGCUAGAUUCCCCCGCCAAAGCAACGACAUGUUGCCAGUGUUAGGAAAAGAUUUUGACGCUACAAAACAGAUUCCCGGGGCACCAUUGAGUAAUUUAACCAGACAACUCACUUCAAAGAAUGGUAGUUCUAGUAAUAUUGCUAAUGUUAAUAGAAGGCUGAUUGAAUCUGAAGUUCCUAUCGGUAUCGGGAAUGAAAUCGUGACUGGGUUGAUCAUCAAACUCGAAGCCAAGCCCUGGAAACUAGAAUUCUUGAUCCGCAAGGCAUGCAAAUCUUCCCAAGAAGAAGGGGAUGUGUUUAUGUUGUCGAUGUUGACUAGCUUAUUUUACGAGUUUUGCCAAAAGAGAAUGAAACAUAGAAACAUCAGCUAUGAUUUCCAGGAUUGUGUUAUACAAGCACCCCAGGCCAAACAGUGGAUGUCUCUAUUCCUUGACCACUUGGUGGCCAGAGACUUAUAUGUUGUGUCGGCGCUAGUUAUCAAGUAUUGCCGUAUUCCCGAGAUAAAAGAAAUGGGACUUGUGAAUACGGAAAUCAAACGGUUUUGUCCACAUUGCAAAAAACUCAUCGUUCAUGAUGCGGAAUCGAAUCCAAACGGUGACCACAAGUAUGCAAACUGGUAUUGUGCAAAUUCGAAGUGCAAUCUUCCUACCGGUAAAUGUUGUUAUUGUGACACCGUGAUUCGAGGUAUGGGGGUUACAUUGCUACAUUGUGGACAUGAGGGGCACCCACAUUGUAUGAAGGAAUGGUUUAUUGAAGGGGGAGAAACCGAGUGUCCUGGGUGUGGGGAAGUUCCAACUGAAUUAGAGAGUAUGUUUAGUCAAUUAGAAACUUCAGUAUGUUAA